AAAAAGCCAAUAAAUAGCCACGUGAUUUUCAGUUCAAUGCAGGUAAAAAAUUGUGACGUGGAAACGCUCGCAUAAUAGCUACUGCCAGCGUGACGGUUGAUGCCACCCCCAACUUUGCCCUAGCUCCACUCUGCAUUCUAUUACCCAUCCCUCCGCGCACAUCCAAUUAGAACGUCAUAUAGAAAUGUCCUCGGCAAAGACAAAGACACUACGCGACAGAACCACCGAGUACCGGCUGCUCGUAAACGCCCUGCGCAAGCGACAGCAGGUAGCCAGCGAGCCGCCCAAGCCAAAGAAGGCUGCGCUGAGCGAGUUUACGCGGCAUGCAGGUGCAAUUGGCAAGGACAUUCAGGAGACGACGCUCCUGCUCGAGCAAUUAGCGACAUUGGCACGCAGCAAAACAAUAUUCGACGACAAGACGCCAGAGAUCAACGGGCUGACGGCCCAGGUGAAGCAGCGUAUAGCCACGAUCAACGGCAAGAUCCUUGCGCUGCAGACCCUGCAGCGGCAGCAGAAUGGCGGCGAAGGCAGGCAGGCGGUGGAGCACCACUCGAACGUAGUAGUGUCGCUGCAGACGCAGCUGGCGAGCACAUCGAAUGUGUUCAAGGACGUGCUGGAGCUGCGUAGCGAGAGCCUAAAGGCCUCGGGCACGCGCAAAGAGCAGUUUAUUGGCGCAGGCAGCGUGCGUAACCGCCGCAAACUUGAUCCCCCUGUAGAUUCGCCUCUCUACCAGUCUGAGCGCCGGCAGCCGUCGGGGUACCAACCGCAGAACGAGGAUUUCGUCGCCCUGUCGCUGCCCGAAAUGGACGAGCAGUCGAGCUCGCAGAUGCUGCUGCUGCAGGACGGCCAGUCGUCGUACCUGGACAGCCGGUCGGACGCCAUUGGGUCGAUUGAGUCGACGAUCUCCGAGCUCGGCCAGAUCUUCCAGCAGCUGGCGCAGAUGGUGUCGGAACAGCGCGAUGUUGUGCAGCGGAUUGAUGCCAAUGUCGAGAGCAUUGACGUCAAUAUUGGCGCCGCGCAGAAUGAGCUACUAAGAUACUACUCGAACAUCUCGAGUAAUCGGUGGUUGAUGCUCAAGAUUUUUGCUGUUAUUUUGGUGUUUGCGUUCUUGCUAGUUAUGCUGGCAUAAGCUCCCCCCGUUCUUCAUGCCAAAUAUAUAUUUUCUGUAUGAC
Linderina pennispora is the source of this 1172-nucleotide messenger RNA. Its product is annotated as syntaxin 5. The record is from RefSeq and is a predicted model, not a curated record. NCBI's taxonomy places the organism in Eukaryota, Fungi, Kickxellomycota, Kickxellomycetes, Kickxellales, Kickxellaceae. The transcript is spliced from 3 exons. Gene Ontology annotation, cellular component: SNARE complex; endomembrane system; Golgi membrane. The coding region runs from base 185 to 1129 and encodes 314 amino acids. Gene Ontology annotation, biological process: endoplasmic reticulum to Golgi vesicle-mediated transport; vesicle fusion; intracellular protein transport. Gene Ontology annotation, molecular function: SNAP receptor activity; SNARE binding.